GCUUUAAUUUAAUGUCGAUUUUCUCCAAAACGGAACCGUUUAUAUGUUUGGACGCAUGCUCAUUUUACUUCUUUUGGAUUAGUUUCCAUCUUGAUCACAUCUUGCAAGGUUGAAACAUUUGAUAAACAAUAAAAAUGGCAGAUAAUCUCGAAGAUACACAUUUCGAUACUGGGGAUUCCGGAGCUUCUGCAACUUAUCCUAUGCAAUGUUCAGCCCUACGUAAGAACGGUUUCGUUAUGUUAAAAUCUAGACCUUGCAAGAUUGUAGAAAUGUCCACAUCCAAAACUGGUAAACAUGGUCAUGCUAAAGUUCACUUGGUUGGUAUUGAUAUCUUCUCAGGUAAAAAAUAUGAAGAUAUCUGUCCCUCUACACAUAACAUGGAUGUUCCCCAUGUUAAACGUGAAGAUUACCAAUUGACUGACAUCUCUGAUGAUGACUACCUAUCGCUUAUGUCUGAUAAUGGAGAAUUGCGUGAAGAUCUUAAAGUACCAGACGGUGAAGUUGGCUCUCAACUCCGUUUAGAACAUGGAAAUGGCAAAGAUAUUUUAUGUACCGUACUCAAAUCGUGUGGAGAAGAAGUGGUGAUUGCAGUUAAAACAAAUACUGCCUUGGAUAAAUAAUACUAAGACCGGUUGAAUGACAGUGGGGUCGAUACCAGAAGUCACCUUUGUCCAUUGAGCCCUCCCACAUUAUAUUUUAUGAAUAUAUUUAUCGUAUUGGACCAUCAGUUAUCAAAAAAGCUUAUCUAACGCGACGCCCUGUCGACCGGCAAAGACGUUGAUGUGGUGUACUUUACAUCUCUGUAAUUUGUUGGCAAAAUUAAAAUGCAAAAAGCUACAUUUUCGUUCAAUAAAACUAAUUUAAUUUUAAUCUUAUGUAAAUUUUUCUUUUUUAUCAUGAUUACCAGCUCUUUUAGAAACACCUUUUUCUGUACCAUUAUGUACUGGUCUUAUGUAUGAUAUUUAUAAGUAAGUUUUUGUUUUUUUUUUUUUACUAUGAAAUGAGAAUUAGGUGAUUCUAGACUCUUGUUGACAAUAUUUUUUUUUUUUGAAGUGAAUAAACAUAG
Molecule: messenger RNA, 1066 nt
Organism: Psylliodes chrysocephalus
Lineage: Eukaryota; Metazoa; Arthropoda; Insecta; Coleoptera; Chrysomelidae
Source: the annotation of a GenBank genome assembly